AUGGAGCACAAGCGAAGCCGAGAAGAGGAGGAAUCUUGCAAUUCGCCGUCAUCGCCCAAGGCGAAGCGCUUCCACGCGGACAUACUCCUCGGAAUCUUCGAUGACGGCGAUCAAGAAGACGACGUGGGCGGCCGGGAGGCCCCCUUCGACGUCCCCGAGGAACUCGCCACCGUGAUGAGGAGCCUGGAGCGGGAGAUCGCCCUCGCAGCCCCCUCCUCUUCCUCCGCCUCGCCGUUGCCGGAGCUGGGGUACCUCUUGGAGGCUUCCGACGACGAGUUGGGGAUACCGCCGGCGGCUGAGGAGGAGCGCGGGGGCGGCGUAGAGGCGGAGAGAGCCGCGGCGAUGUGGCUCGGCGACGAUGAUGGGAUGUCCGGGUACGGUUAUGAUGGGUUGGGCUUCGGGUUCGUCCGGUUUGAGGAGGCGGAUGAUGAGGUGGACGACGGUGGGCCGUUCGAUUACGCCAGAGAUGACAUCUGGAUUGUCUGA
Molecule: messenger RNA, 486 nt
Organism: Musa acuminata AAA Group (dessert banana)
Lineage: Eukaryota; Viridiplantae; Streptophyta; Magnoliopsida; Zingiberales; Musaceae
Exons: 1
Coding region: 1-486 (161 amino acids)
Source: RefSeq, a predicted model, not a curated record